GCAAAUCUCAAACAGGAAGCUGGAAACGGUGGGAAAAUGUUUUUCUCGGCAUGAAGAAAAACACGACCACAUUGUGUACGAGGUACAAAAGGUAGAGGAAAAUGGGUGGUAAGAGGGAAAGACCCCACCAGAGGAGUGAUGUGUAUGAUGAGUACAGCAGCAGGCACAGAGACGACUCAAACGAUGGGCACCACCAACCCUAUGAUGGCAGGGAUCGCAAAAAGCCAAGAGACAUGGACGAGAGAGGCUCUGCUGGUGACAGGAGGCCGAAACAAAACAGACAGAGGGACGUGACAACUGCCUCUCCCGAGGAGCCUGAUUACAGAGACCACAGCCGUGAAGGGCCCUCAAGACUGUCCAGAGACACUCCGGUCCAUCACUCUGAAGGGGAGUAUUAUGAGCAAGAACACCGACAAGCUCUUUACAAUCUCAAAUACAUCUUAACCAGCAGAGGUCUCUGCCAGCUGAUGGAGCUGUUCCUAAAUCUGCUCGUGGUCAUCUGUGCCGGAGUGCCAUACAGCAACAACGGGGGCUACCGGGACCUGGCCAGCCUCGGUGGAGUCUACUAUUAUCACUUUGGUGGAGCCAACGCCUUCACCGGAGCCGAUGUAGGCAGGGUGAAGGAGCUGGACCGGCUGUUCCACCAGCUCAAGAGGCCUCCCUACGUCUUCACCAUGGCCUGCGGUGGGGUUCUAAUGAUCUACGCAUGUGCCAUGCUGGCCUUGGGGAUUUUCAGGGUCCCUUACCGCUGGCCCCCUGUGCUGCUUGGGGAGGCUCUGCUGAACCUCCUGAUCGGCCUGGGCUACAUCCCCGCGCUGGCCUUCUACUUUAUUAAGCUGCAGGCGACCUACAAUGACCCUAUCUGUACGGAGAGAGCGCAGAUGUACAAAAGCAAAGGGCACAAGGGCUUUGAUUGCCAGCUUCACGGUGCAGAUAUUGCAGUUGGUCUCUUUGGGGUGCUCGGGGUGUUUCUUUUCAUCUUCGGUGCAGUUUUGGCUGUGAGAGCUUUCAGGUCAGUGCGGGAGCUAAAGGAGCAACGGACAAACGAGGACAACAAUUUCUAAGACUUUCCAAUGUUAAAGUUGAAGACAAACUAUGAAUUGUUUACUUAUGUUACAUUUAUGAAAUCACAAUCGCAAAUAUGAUCAAAAGUGGGAUUGAUGAGAAAUCCCUGUGACAAGACGACACAAGUUUUGUCAUGCACGUUGUUGUUAUUAUGCAUUCACUCUAGUGUGAUUGUUUUUUGUUUUUUUAAUCCACUUUGUAUACUAUGAAAAAGUUUCUGUUUUCUACAACUUUUCCAGUUUACAUCCCUGUGUACUGUCUGUUACAUCUUCUCUAAACGCGUAGCUAUAAUAAACUACUCCAAUAGCAAG
Molecule: messenger RNA, 1376 nt
Organism: Pseudoliparis swirei
Lineage: Eukaryota; Metazoa; Chordata; Actinopteri; Perciformes; Liparidae
Gene: marveld3
Product: MARVEL domain containing 3
Cellular component (GO): membrane
Source: RefSeq, a predicted model, not a curated record